CUUAUCUUCUAAUUGGAGUAAAUAUGGAAUGCUUGGACCGCAUAAAUCGAUGUCUAACAACCCCACCUUAAAGAAUUCUUUAUAAAUAAUAAUUUAUCCCGAUCUAAACCUGCAAUAACCACAAACGCAUCGCUAAAGCAUUUAAGGGGGCUCUCAGCUACGAGAAAUGUGCCAUCAUUCGAAGAAUUCCUCAAUAAAAGGGAUUACACUGGAGCUUUAACUUUGUUAGAGUUUAAACAAUUCCAAGACCCAAACGUUAACAUAGAAUUAUGGAUGGCUUAUUGCGCGUUUCACAAAGGCGAUUAUAAGAAAGCUUUAAACAUUUACAAUCAAGUUUAUUUAAAAAAUGGGAACUCUAAUUAUAUCUGUUUAAAUUUGGCUUGUUGUUACUUCUACUUGGGAAUGUAUAAAGAGUCGAAAGAGAUGUUACAAAAAGAAUUGGAAUCAUGUCCAUUAAAAAUCCGAUUAAAUUUCCAUUUAUCGCAUAAAUUAAGCGAUGAAACUGGGUUGAUGGAUCACCACGAACAACUUCUUGAUAUAAUCGAAGAUCAACUCAGUUUGGCGGCGAUUCACUACUUAAGAGCCCAUUAUCAAGAAUCAAUCGAUAUUUAUAAACGAUUAUUGCUUCAAAAUCGGGAUAAUCUAGCGUUAAAUGUUUACAUAGCUCUUUGUUAUUACAAACUGGAUUAUUACGAUGUUAGCCAAGAGGUUUUAAGCGUUUAUUUGAAUCAAUUUCCCGACUCUGUUAUCGCAACAAACUUAAAAGCGUGCAAUCAUUUCCGGUUGUAUAAUGGUCAAGCCGCUGAAAGUGAAUUAAAAACGAUUACGGAUCAAAGUACAAAUGUGGGGUUUGGACACGAUUUAGUUAAACAUAAUUUGGUGGUUUUUCGAAAUGGAGAGGGGGCGAUGCAAGUUUUGCCUGGAUUAAUUGAUGUGGUUGCCGAAGCAAGAUUAAAUUUAGUUAUUCAUCAUUUAAAACAAAACGAUACGAAGGAAGCUUACGAUUUAAUUAAAGAUUUGCAACCAGCGGUUCCUCAAGAAUAUAUUUUAAAAGGGGUCGUUAACGCUGCUUUGGGGCAAGAAAUGAAUUCUGUUAAUUAUUCUGAAUACAUAAAAACCGCUGAAGAAUGCUUCCAAUUAGUUGGAUCGUCAUCAAGCGAAUGUGACACAAUCCCCGGAAGACAAUGCAUGGCAGCCGCUUUCUUUUUAGCGAACCAAUUCGAGGAAGUUUUAGUUUACCUAACAUCAAUUAAAUCAUAUCUCCACGCAGAUGACACAUUCAAUUUUAAUUACGCCCAAGCCAAAGUUGCUUGCGACCAAUUUAAAGAGGCUGAAGAAACGUUUUUGUUAAUACAAGAUGAAGCCAUCAAAGCGGAUUACGUUUAUGUAUCGAGUUUGUGUCGGUGUUAUGUGAUGAACGGGAAACCACAAUCGGCAUGGGAAAUGUAUUUAAAAAUGGAAACUGGCUCGGAUAGUUUUAAUUUGUUACUUUUAAUUGCUAACGAUUGUUAUCGGAUGGGGGAGUUUUGGUAUGCGGCGAAAGCUUUUGAUAUGUUGGAUCGGUUGGAACCGAAUCCUGAGUUUUGGGAGGGUAAAAGAGGUGCUAUUGUUGGAGUUUUUCAGGGUGUAAUUGCAAAAAAAUUUCCUGUUGAUAUGUUAGGGGAUGUUUUGCAAUUAUUAAGAAACUCAACGUCGUCUCAAUCAGACCACAUCGCUAAAGUAAUCCGGAAAUGGGCCAAAGAGAAACGAAUCAGCGUUAUUUAAUUAAUGUUAUUAAUAAAACGAAAAUUAAGAAAUAAAUUACAUUUAUUUAAAAUAC
This is a messenger RNA of Onthophagus taurus, 1819 nucleotides long. It is a transcript of the gene Ttc26, whose product is annotated as Tetratricopeptide repeat domain 26. The record is from RefSeq and is a predicted model, not a curated record. Gene Ontology annotation, biological process: intraciliary anterograde transport; intraciliary transport involved in cilium assembly. Gene Ontology annotation, cellular component: ciliary basal body; intraciliary transport particle B; ciliary base. Lineage: Eukaryota; Metazoa; Arthropoda; Insecta; Coleoptera; Scarabaeidae. Gene Ontology annotation, molecular function: intraciliary transport particle B binding; protein binding.